Molecule: messenger RNA, 1907 nt
Organism: Vitis riparia (riverbank grape)
Lineage: Eukaryota; Viridiplantae; Streptophyta; Magnoliopsida; Vitales; Vitaceae
Product: cyclin-A1-1
Exons: 11
Coding region: 185-1666 (493 amino acids)
Biological process (GO): regulation of cyclin-dependent protein serine/threonine kinase activity; mitotic cell cycle phase transition
Cellular component (GO): nucleus; cyclin-dependent protein kinase holoenzyme complex; cytoplasm
Molecular function (GO): cyclin-dependent protein serine/threonine kinase regulator activity
Source: RefSeq, a predicted model, not a curated record
CUCUAAAACCUUUUCCCCUUCUUUACUAUCAACCCUGUAAGAAUCUUGAAAAACAUUUUCAAAAAUUCAUGACUUAAACCCUAGUUGCUUCAAAAGAUUCAAAGAUUUGAAUCCCUUUCUUUUUCUCCUUUAUCUGGUUUGCUUUGUUCAUUUUGAACCAGAUAGAGAGAGGGGCUCUUCAGCUAUGUCGACCCAGAAUCGCCGUUCCUCAGUUUCUUCGUCGUCGUCGUCGUUGAUGAAGCGGUCGUCGUCGGAUAAUCAUGGUAAGGUUACGACGGUGCCGUCGCAUUUGGCCAAGAAGCGGCCGCCUCUCAGUAACAUUACCAACCAAAAGAAUGCUUCUCUGAGUGGGUUAAAAAGCUCGGCUGCGGUCGGGACUAUGGUACCAUGUGCGGAAAAAAUUUCCAAAGCGAAGAGGGGAUCUUCUAAAAUUUCCCGAAGUGUAGGCAUCACUGGAAAUACAUCAUCUUCUUCCUUGAAUGUGAAACCAACUGCAGUUAUUCCCUGUAAGGACACAUCUCUUCCCAAAAGUGAUGGAACUGCCUCUACUGUUACCGCCCUUCCAGAUCCUUGCAGCUUGGAUGUUUCACCGAAUCGAUCCGAUGGUAUUUCAGCUUCCAUGGAUGAGACGAUGUCUACUUGUGAUUCUUUCAAGAGCCCAGAAGUUGAAUAUAUGGACGUUGAUGAUUUAGCGGUUAAUUCUAUUGAGAGGAAGACAUGUAGCAAGCUCUACAUUUCAGAGCAUGUGGAAGCAGAAGGAAAUAUUUGCAGUGAAGAUAUGCAUGUGGAGACAGAAACAAAUGGUAAAAUUGCUGAUAUCGAUGACAAUUUCGGGGAUCCACAGUUCUGCGCAACCAUGGCUUGUGACAUCUACAAGCACCUGCGUGCAUCUGAGGCAAGGAAGAGGCCUUCCACAGACUUCAUGGAGAGAAUUCAGAAAGACGUUAAUGCAAGCAUGAGGUCAAUUCUCAUUGAUUGGCUUGUGGAGGUUGCUGAAGAGUACAGGCUUGUGCCUGAUACAUUAUACUUGACAGUGAACUUCAUAGAUCGGUAUCUUUCUGGGAAUGUGAUGAACAGGCAACAGCUACAAUUGCUUGGUGUUGCAUGCAUGAUGAUUGCUGCCAAGUAUGAAGAGAUUUGUGCACCCCAGGUGGAAGAAUUCUGUUACAUAACUGAUAACACCUAUUUCAAGGAGGAGGUUUUGCAAAUGGAAUCUUCUGUCCUAAAUUUCUUAAAAUUUGAAAUGACAGCUCCAACAGCUAAAUGUUUUUUGAGGCGAUUUGUUCGAGCUGCUCAAGGAAUGAACGAGGUUCCAUCGUUGCAGCUCGAGUGCUUGGCGAACUAUAUAGCCGAGCUAUCCCUUCUGGAGUACAGUAUGCUCUGUUAUGCUCCAUCCCUUAUAGCGGCUUCAGCAAUUUUCUUGGCCAACUAUAUUCUUCUCCCUUCAAAGAGACCUUGGAAUUCUACCUUGAGGCACUACACACUCUACCAGCCCUCUGAUUUGUGUGAUUGUGUUAAGGCUCUUCAUCGCCUAUGCUGUAACAACCACAAUUCUAGUUUACCUGCAAUCAGGGAGAAAUACAGUCAGCACAAGUACAAAUUUGUGGCAAAGAAGUACUGCCCUCCUUCCAUACCUUCAGAGCUUUUCCACAACCUAAGCAACUAAGCACUGUGGCGUAAUUUUUCCAAUGUUCUGUUGGAUUAGCUUGUGUGUGUAUGGUGUAGGCUGCUUGUUCUAGUUCCAACUGCUGUAAUCCCCUUUCUGAUAACCACACCUGUUUUUGGAAUUUUGACUCCGACGUUAGGGUGGUGUCCUCCCCUAGAUCAUAAUCUUGUACAAUUGAGUUUUCUUAUUUAGCUUUUGUAGCUCAUUUCAAUGUCCAAUUUCUGUACAGAUUUAUCUUUUA